AUGCCCGCCGCCGGCUAUAUCAGGCGCAUGUUGCGACCUUGGCUCGUCCUCCGCCCAGCCAAAUUCCCCGAUGAUCGCCUUGUAUUGCCCAGGGUCACGGGCGAGUUUAAUAUGCGCCCCUUUCUUCAUAUCAAUUGGUCUGCAAGGAUGCGGUUCUUCGGUGCCGCCUUGAAGGGCUUGACCCUUUUGGCGUUUGGCAGCUCUGUCCUGGCCGCGCCUUCGAUCGAGAGACGCCAAGAUGAGGGGGACGCCGAGGCUGGCGGCGACAUGCACUGGGUUCCCACCUGGGUGUCCAUGCCCCAGCUUGUAGAGCCCAACAACCUGCCCCCGCGCCAUUCCCAGUUCCAGGGCGCGACUCUCCGUCAAACCCUCCGCAUGACGGUCGGCGCGGAGAGGAUCCGAAUUCAGUUCUCCAACACCUUUGGCACCUCGCCCCUGCCCAUCACCGCCGUCACCGUCGCCCUCCCCACCGGAGGAGCUGCCGGUGCCUCGGUUUCCGUUCCCGCUGGACAAGUCAUCUACUCCGACCCCAUCGACUACGCGGUCGAGACCGGAUCCAUGCUCACCGUCUCCAUGUUCCUCGAGAGCGGCCAGCAGGGUUCUAGCAUCACCGGCCAUCCUGGCAGCCGUACCACCUCGUGGAUGGCCAACGGAAACGCCGUGAAGGAGGCGAACGUUGCUGGUGGAAACACUAACCAUUGGUACUUUGUCAGCGGUGUCGAGAUCUGGGCUCCCACUGACACCGGCACCUGCAUCAUCCUCGGUGACAGCAUCACCGACGGCCGUGGCAGCGAGGAUAACAAGAACAACCGCUGGCCCGAUCUCCUCUUUGACCGCCUCCAAAAGGAGGGCGUCACCAACGUCGCUUUCGGCAACCAGGCUGCCGGCGGUAACGCCAUUCUCAGCGGUGGCCUCGGCCCCACUCUCCUCACUCGCUACCAGCGCGAUGCCAUUGAGCAGCCCGGCGUCAAGUACGUCAUGAUCUUCGAGGGCGUCAACGACCUCGGAAACGGUCCCCAGGACCAGGGCGGCGCCAGCGGCCUCGCCGACCGCAUCAUUGACGCCUACAAGAAGAUUAUCGCCGAUUCCAAGGCCAAGGGCUACAUCACCAUUGGCGCCACCAUCACCCCCUUCACCGGCCAGGGCCAGUCCUACGGCUCGCCUGGCCGCGAGGCUGCUCGGCAAAAGGUCAACGAGUGGAUCAUGACCUCGGGCGAGUUUGACCACUCGGUCGAUUUUGCCGCCUUCAUUGGCCAGGGUGACGCGCUCAAGUCGCAGUUUGACGGCGGCGAUCACCUCCAUCCCAACGUGGCUGGCUACCAGGAGAUUGCUGACAAGUUCCCCAUUGAGAUCUUCCAAUCUUAA
Parascedosporium putredinis is the source of this 1365-nucleotide messenger RNA. The record is from the annotation of a GenBank genome assembly. NCBI's taxonomy places the organism in Eukaryota, Fungi, Ascomycota, Sordariomycetes, Microascales, Microascaceae.